AAUUAUAACAGUCAUCAUAAUUGACCCUAGAGAUUCCCAAAAAUUCAUAAAAGAAUCAGAGAAUCUUCCAUUCACAUCCUUUUUACAUUUUUGCAGUCAACAGAGACUCCAUACCUUUUUAACAAAAGGAAGCUUAUCUUUUAUUGUCACUUGAUAAGUCUUUGGUGUUGGGAUUUGAUCCACAAAGAAGCAGCCAUGACUACUGCUAUUUCAAGCAUUAGUCCAAGUCCUACUAGGCUUGAGGGGAAAUUUAUGGGUAUGCUUGUCUGUUGGAUUCUGGGACUUGGCUCACUUGUUUCUUGGAAUAGUUUGCUGAGCAUUGGAGAUUACUACUAUGCACUGUAUCCAAAUUAUCAUCCUUCAAGGGUUCUCACCCUAGUUUAUCAACCGUUUGCACUUGGAACAAUGGCAAUUCUUGCAUAUAAUGAGGCAAAAGUUGAUACAAGAAUGCGCAACUUAGCUGGAUAUACUCUUUUCACCUUAAGCACAUUUUCACUCAUAGUGUUGGAUUUGGCGACGUCUGGUAAAGGUGGACUUGGAAAUUACAUUGGUGUAUGUGCUAUAGUAGGUACAUUUGGAGUUGCAGAUGCUCAUGUUCAAGGUGGAAUGGUUGGAGAUUUAUCCUUCAUGUGCCCUGAGUUCAUCCAAUCAUUUUUAGCUGGUCUUGCUGCAUCUGGAGCUCUCACCUCUGGUUUAAGGCUAAUGACCAAAGCAGCUUUUGAAAACAGUAGCAACGGUCUACGCAAAGGAGUUAUGUUGUUUCUUGCCAUCUCCACAUUCUUUGAAUUCCUAUGCAUCCUUCUAUAUGCAUUCAUCUUCCCUAAGCUACCAAUUGUAAAGCACUAUCGCACAAAAGCAGCUGGAGAAGGAUCAACAACUGUUGCAGCAGACUUAGCUGCUGCAGGCAUCCAAACUCAACCAAUCGAAAAAGCUGGUGAUGAUGCUAAGCAAUUACAACGUCUGAGUACCAAACAAUUGUUUUUCCAGAACAUUGAUUAUGCAUUGGACUUAUACUUAAUAUAUGUCCUCACUUUAUCAAUUUUCCCUGGAUUCUUAUAUGAGAACACUGGUACCCACAAAUUGGGCUCAUGGUAUGCUCUAGUUUUGAUAGCAAUGUACAAUGUUUGGGAUUUGAUAGCAAGAUACAUUCCACUGAUAGAGAAAAUCAAGCUUAAAUCACGAAAAGGCCUCAUGAUCGCGACACUCUCUCGUUUCUUGCUGAUCCCUUGUUUCUACUUCACUGCAAAAUACGGCGAUCAAGGCUGGAUGAUAUUUCUUGUAUCCUUCUUGGGACUCACAAAUGGUUAUCUCACUGUUUGUGUCAUGACAGUUGCUCCUCAAGGAUACAAGGGGCCUGAGCAAAAUGCAUUGGGUAACAUACUAGUGCUAUUUCUACUAGGUGGAAUAUUUUCUGGUGUUGCCUUAGAUUGGUUAUGGAUUAUUGGUAACGGGAAAUUCUGAGGACUCAAGAUGGUAUGGCUUGACAGAACAAUAGCUAACAUUGUAAUUUAGUGGAAAUGAUCGUAUAGUUCUGGCUCUGAAAUCUGCAUUUCUUUCCUUUCAUAUCAUGUUUCAGCUUUUAGGAACAAUUAGUUGAGUAUAGAGAGUGAUGAAAUUGCCAUACGUGAUGAUUAAACUUCUUUGUGGAUUGUGAAGAGUGUUAAAGAAGCUUUAACAGGAAAAUUCUGAAGUUAACGUUGGUGUAAACUGUAAACCUUCUCUUGAGUUUUUGUCGCAAAAUGGAUAAGAAUUUAACCAAAA
Messenger RNA from Nicotiana attenuata, 1761 nucleotides. RefSeq names its product equilibrative nucleotide transporter 3-like. The record is from RefSeq and is a predicted model, not a curated record. The transcript is spliced from 10 exons. Gene Ontology annotation, cellular component: plasma membrane. NCBI's taxonomy places the organism in Eukaryota, Viridiplantae, Streptophyta, Magnoliopsida, Solanales, Solanaceae. The coding region runs from base 196 to 1461 and encodes 421 amino acids. Gene Ontology annotation, molecular function: nucleoside transmembrane transporter activity. Gene Ontology annotation, biological process: nucleoside transmembrane transport.